AUGUCUCACGAGCGUACGGCUGAUGCCUUGGCUGAAGAUUUUGUCACCUUUGAUCAAUUCAUUCUGCUUGGUGAUUCAAUCACGCAGAACGCUUCAAACCAUGAGGGCGGAUUUGGGUUUGUUCCCGCUUUAGCACAUGAUUACGCUCGUCGGUUGGACGUCAUUAACCGUGGCUUCAGUGGAUACAACACUGCCAAUAUAAGACUGAUAUAUCCUCGGUUUUUUCCACCUCCGCACAUUGCUCGUGUGCGAUUUCUUCUGCUGUUCUUCGGUGCCAAUGACUCUGUCAUCGACCGAACUUCGAGACAUCACGUCUCCGUAGACGAAUACAAGGCCAAUCUCGAAUACAUUAUCACGCAUCCGUCUACCCGCCAACAAAAUCCAAAUAUCAUCGUGGUCACUCCACCUCCAAUCUGCGAACACCAGCAAAAGCAGCUUGAUAUACAAAAGGGGUUUCCAUUUUUGAGGAGACGAGCUGAGAAUACUAAAAAGUAUGCAGAGGCUUGUUUGGAUGUUGCGAGCAGAAUGAAUGUCGUUGGAGUUGAUAUCUGGUCGGCAUUUAUGAGAGAAGCUGGAUGGGAGCAAGGGCGGGCAUUGAAGGGAUCACUGGAGGUUCAGAAAAACGAGGUACUUCAGAGUCUUUUAUACGAUGGUCUCCAUCUAAGUGCGGACGGGUAUAGACUGCUUUACAGGGAAGUGAGAGACGUGAUCCAUCAAAGUUUUCCAAACCAGACACCUGAAAAGUUACCAAUGGUGUUUGCAGGAUGGCAGAAUGCUCCUCGAUAUGAUGACUAA
Molecule: messenger RNA, 795 nt
Organism: Talaromyces proteolyticus
Lineage: Eukaryota; Fungi; Ascomycota; Eurotiomycetes; Eurotiales; Trichocomaceae
Product: GDSL Lipase/Acylhydrolase family protein
Exons: 5
Coding region: 1-795 (264 amino acids)
Source: RefSeq, a predicted model, not a curated record